UCGAGCUCCCCGCCCACACAGAGUGCCGCCGGCUCACGACUGGCCGGCUGAGCGCGAGGAGCUACUGUGUCGCUCCCGCGCUGCACCCGCCGAUAGGGUGGGCGCUCGCGUCGCUCGCCGAGCUGCGGCCGGGCUGCAGAGUCCUCGACCCGAUGUGUGGGAGAGCGGGCGUCCUCCUCGAAGCCGCUCGGCUGCAGCCGCUGGCCGCGUGUGUCGGGUGCGAUCGGAACGCCGCCCAGCUGGAGGGCGCGGCGGCCAACGCCGAUGCCGCAGCCCGGCAAGGGGCGCUGCCUCUGCUGCUGAUGCACGCCGAUGCGACGCGGCUGCCUCUUCACGACGGCAGCGUGGACGCCGUGCUGAGCGACUUGCCGUUCGGGCGGAAGCACGGUCGGCGGGAGGGGCUGUAUGCCGCGGCGCUGCGAGAGUGGCGGCGCGUCCUGCGGCCGGGAGGCUGCGCCGUGCUCCUCACCACUCGCAAGGCGGAGCUCGCUGAGGUGGUCUCGGCCGACCCCGCGUGGGCGAAGGUUGGGCGGCACCAUUUGAUGAUCGGGGCGCUCAUGGCGUGCGCGCACGUCCUCAGGCGGCAGUGAGUUGUGCGAUGCCUCACGUGACGGAACUGGACGAUCGCGCGGACUUUGAUUUAAAUGAGGGUGCGGUGCGUCCUAAUCUAAAAUCCGAGGAUUAAGGAUUG
This is a messenger RNA of Emiliania huxleyi CCMP1516, 691 nucleotides long. RefSeq lists its product as hypothetical. The coding region runs from base 153 to 590 and encodes 145 amino acids. The record is from RefSeq and is a predicted model, not a curated record. Gene Ontology annotation, molecular function: tRNA (guanine) methyltransferase activity. NCBI's taxonomy places the organism in Eukaryota, Haptophyta, Isochrysidales, Noelaerhabdaceae. Gene Ontology annotation, biological process: tRNA methylation. The transcript is spliced from 3 exons.